This is a messenger RNA of Lathyrus oleraceus (garden pea), 831 nucleotides long. RefSeq lists its product as uncharacterized. Lineage: Eukaryota; Viridiplantae; Streptophyta; Magnoliopsida; Fabales; Fabaceae. The transcript is spliced from 2 exons. Bases 1 to 831 code for a protein of 276 amino acids. The record is from RefSeq and is a predicted model, not a curated record.
AUGGACCUGAUAAAGGUUGCUGGGUUGUUGAAGAUUAUGGUUGGGUUCUCUCAAUGCUAUGAGGGUUUAGUUAAGGAAUUUAUUAUCAAUAUUCCUGUGGAUAUUUCUGAUAAGAACAACAAGGAGUUCUGCAAGGUGUUUGUGAGGGCUAGGCAGGUGAAAGGUUGGCCUGUUAAAAACCAUCUUUCUGUUGGGAAGUUGACUGUCAAGUAUGCUAUCUUGCAUAAAAUAGGAGCUACAAAUUGGGUCCCUACCAACCAUAUUUCCACUAUUGCUAAUACCUUUGGGAGGUUUAUUUUUGUUGUUGGAACCAAAGUGAAAUUUGACUAUGGUAGAUUUAUGUUUGAACAAAUCAUCAAGCAUGCAUCUACUAAUGCAGUUAAGCUACCAAUUGCCUUUCCCUUAAUGAUCUGUGGAAUUAUCUUGAAUCAACACCCUGGUAUCAUGUGCUCUAAUGACUUACAUAGUAGAAGAAAACCUUUUCUAUAUGUGCACUAUAAACUGUUUGAAGGUAGUCAUAUCGAGGAUAUUGUCAUGACAUCUUCCAUGAAAAAGCCAACCUCAAAAGUUGGAACAAUUGUUGAGCUUAAUGAGGCUUGCAAAGAGUUGGGUGAAGGGAUAAGGGUAGCAACCGCUAGAAAACAAUCGUUGGAAGCGUUGAUUGCAAGCUUGGAGCAGGCUGAAGGUGAAAAUAUUGAAAAUGCUAAUGUCAGCCAUGAAGAAGAAGCUGAAGCCCACACCUCUAGUAAGAGGUUUGCUAACAACGAUGACACAAGUGGCAGUUCUGUUUCUGGUGCUGAUGAAGAUGCAAGCUCAAGCUCUACUGAGUAG